This is a messenger RNA of Trypanosoma brucei brucei TREU927, 2052 nucleotides long. RefSeq lists its product as hypothetical. The transcript has a single exon. The coding region runs from base 1 to 2052 and encodes 683 amino acids. NCBI's taxonomy places the organism in Eukaryota, Euglenozoa, Kinetoplastea, Trypanosomatida, Trypanosomatidae. The record is from RefSeq and is a predicted model, not a curated record.
AUGGCUAAGGGUAAAGGUAAAAAGAAGGCAGUUGUUGAUGUGUUUGCUCGUCUAGGCAAAUUCCAGCCGGUUGGGAUACUGAAUACCAAUGAAGCAAUAGAAACAGCAGAUGCAGAAGUGGUGGAUACGGUUCUUACCAUUUCACCUCCCAUCCCCCGUGUGGAAGUAGGAAUUGGGCUUCAGUUCCGUUGUAGCGUUCCUAUUCUUGAGGGUGAUGUCAUUCAGCUCUCAUUGCCGGGUUUUAAGGCAAAACCAACCGUCUUUACUGCGGAAUGUUUGGACUCACAAGGGGGGCUGCUACCCACUUACUUUCAAGGUUUUUGGACUGGGGAUGGCGUAAGGGGUGACAAGAGGGCGUCACAAAAACAAACAGUAUUACUUAAGUGCGUCCGGCGUAUAGAAAUGGAUCAACAUGUUUCAAUUUCCAUUCCAUUUGCACUCGGAUUGGUUUCCCCUGAUAAGGUCGCGCUGAAUGCCUCUAAGUUUAAGAUACGUGGCGAUGUCGUGCAUGCUCAGGAUGGGAAAAUAUUAAAGCAAGUUAUCCUUUCGACACAGGAGGUUAAAAAGCGACCGGUGAUUGAGGAAAUCAACGAGUAUAAGAAUCUCAUGCUUGUGAUGGACAAAGCAGGUGAUCUCGAAAAAGAUGAUCAAUUCGCCGGUGAAGAGCUCUCAGUUGAGGAAUUGGAUCACAUAACCGAGUCCGCAUAUGCGCGCUGUCCAUAUCCGGUAGGAUUUCAGUGGCAUAUCGCCGUAGAGGUGUUUCACGAGUAUGAAGAGUGUGGUCUGCUAUUGAAAACUCUUAUGGAGGGCGCAAUUUCCUCUGUCAAAAAGCGGGACAAACUUUCAUUGCAGCGUGAGAUAGCAAAGAACCUUGGUCUGAAGGUUGGUGCCGUCAUUGUUUUCCAGGAUGUGCUGAAUAUGUUGUACGGGUCGCUGUACCCAAACUUUUCCAGUCCCGUGCUUUUAGUCAUUCGCCUUCUCACAAUGGAGCCCAUCGAUAUUGCGCGAACAUUUUUGGUGGAUCCCCCACAAUUAUCCGUAGCGCAAGAGAUUUACAGUUAUUUUCGUAUUGGGGAUGCGGAGGGAAUGAAGAAGUGGGAAUAUACCGCCUCUGUGUUGCUGCUGGUCCUGCACAGGGAAUCGCCUUCCGCACCGCCGCACACGGCUCGCCCUCCAUUGUUUUAUGGUGUGAAGGAAUUACCACAAGAGGAGCUUCGAUACUUACGAAGCAUACCUGACGGUGAUUGGUAUAUGUUUCCAUGCUUUACAAUGGUACGACCAAAUGUUAACUGGUUGGAUGAAGAGGCGUUCGCAGUACCGGAUAGCGCCGUUCUGUUUGAAAUCCACGACGUCACCGAUGCGGUGGAAAUAUGUGAUAUCUCCAUGCACCCGUACGAUCGGGAAUGGCUCCUCCCGAUGUGUUCCAUGUUUCGCGUCAAAAGUAUCACCGCAUAUGACGAUCGCAACGGCUUGACACAUGUUGUACUCUCUUCAAUAGGUUGUCUCCACGGUAGCGUAAAAGAUGCUGUUAUUCCGGAAGAUGACCAGGCAGUGGCUAAGGUGGUCGCCAAGAAGCUUCGUGGGGAAAUGCUAGAGGUUGCUCGACGGUCGCGUUAUGUCGCGAUUCAUUCAUAUUUGACCGUCCGUAUGCAAGACCGUCUUCGGCUCAAUCCUGCAACGCUUGUUCGCGCACAAUAUGUAGAUCAUUACUUUGAAGUUAAACGUAGCUCUCAGGUAAAGAGCACGAUAGAGGAUGGAAGUGUGAACUGGCAGGUUUGCACAAAUCCAGUGCAGAUGAUUGAUCCCGUUGAGGGCGUUAUUAAGCACGCCAUGUGGGAGUCCAUGCCUCGAAGGUUCGCCUUGCUGACGGAGCACUCGUUUCUUUCGAGGACGCGGCACAAGAAAACUUUCGAACUUAACGGCAUUACUUUAGAUUUUGUCAGUUUUACAUGCGAUUAUGGCGGAAAGGGCCCACGGUCCAUUCGAAGACUGGUGCGGAAGCGUGUGAGUCAUGAAGGCCCACUGCCAGUUCUCCCUGAGUUGGUUAAGUAA